AUGAAUAAUGUUAUCGUAAUGAGAAGUCUCGAUGAUGAUGAAACUAAUCAAGCAUUUCUAGAAGCUAUCCAUCCAUAUCACCCAACUAUGCAUUCUUACGAAGAGCCAAAACGAAAACAUCCUGGUUCUCCUAAUUCAACCUACACUAAACCUCCUGAGCAUAAUACUUUCCUUUAUUCACCGCGGGGAACAAUACAAGACCUCGGGAAAAAAGUUGGACCAAUGGUAUUUUAUAAUGAUUCAGUAGAUGACUUUGGCUUAGUCAGAAUAACAAAUGAAGAGCUCAAACCAACACGGAAUAUAGUGAAUACAGAUGAUGAUGAAUUUGAAGAACUAUUUAUAAGGGAUGUUGAACCUUUAUUGUGCAUUCAUGCUCACGUAUGUAAAUCUGGCACAAUCUUCGAAAGUGAUGCUGAUGACGAAAUAGGUAAAG
Molecule: messenger RNA, 433 nt
Organism: Racocetra fulgida
Lineage: Eukaryota; Fungi; Glomeromycota; Glomeromycetes; Diversisporales; Gigasporaceae
Source: the annotation of a GenBank genome assembly